AAUUUAUUCGUCCAGUACAAAUAGCCACUGAGAUAAAAAAAAGUGACACCAAGGCGCAAAACCAUAAUGACGUUAUUCGAUAUUUUGGAUUUCCACAGAUUGCAUAGGAGGAUUCAGGAUUAUUUUCUCGAUUCGGCUUUGUUUUUGUUAUUAUAAUUUAUUAUUAUGACUAAAAUCAAAUAUCACAGCAUUGCCAUAUUUCGGCAACAAACAAUUAUUUAAAUAUUGGGUAAAGUUACUAUGUAGUGUAAAAACUAAGAAAACAUUUGAUAAAAUUAAUAGGUUUCGAUUGUAAUUAUAAAAUUUAUUGGUAAUUUCUUAUUAUGACAAUAACUGAUUCGUGUUGUAUAAGCAUUAUCACUUAUGAACUGGAAAUAAUAGUUAGAAUUAGAUAAAUUGCCCAUAAUUAUAUUGGCAGAAGCAUCAAGCCAUAAUAAUGGAAAAGAGUAAGCGUGGAAGAGUUCUUAAUGGUAAUACAAGAGAGAUUGUGUUCAAUGUUAUCCAGUACUUUGAUGAAGAAAAACGAAUGAAACGAUAUUAUCCUUUGGAACACAGCCAUGCCCGCGCUUGUAUGGCUACAGGGUUGUCAAAAAGCACAAUAUCAAAAAUUAAAAGAGAAGGUGAGCAAGCCAGAAUAGAGGGCUCUAGAAUAGCUACACCAAGUAAAGGACAAAGGGGCCUCCACAAUAAGCGGGUGGUUAUUGAUAAUUGUUUGUUAUCAGGCAUCAGGGAGAUUGUUUCUGUUAUAUAUGACGCUAGAGACAUUCCAACUCUCAAUAAAAUUAUUGCAAUGGCCAAGAAUAAUUUAAACUACAAUGGUUCAAGAACAACACUUUGUAGGAUAUUGAAAAAGAACCUUGGAUUUAUUUUCAUAAAAUGUAAACAAAAUAGGCGUAUUAUAAUGGAGAGAAAUAAUGUUAAAGCCUCAAGAAUAAAUUAUUUAAGGCAUAUCAGAGAAAAUGACGCAUUAGGUUCAAAAAGAAGACCAGUAUUUUUUUUAGAUGAAACUUGGAUACAUACAACAAAUAAAGUUGGAGGAAAGAAAAUUCCUAUUCAAUCAUGGCUGAUAGCAUGUGCAGGCAAUGAAUCUGGAUUUCUUCCCGGGACAAAAAUGGUAUUUGAAGCCAAAAUUAAAAAAUAUUUUUACAGUUGUAUGGAUAAACUUGAAUUUGUUAACUAUGUUCAAGAAAAAAUUUUGCCUAAUUUACCAGAAAACAGUAUUGUUGUUAUUGAUGAUGCUUCUUAUCAUAACUUGCAUGUUGAUAAAGUUCCCACUUUUAGAGACCCAAAAAUUGAAAUACAAGAAUGGCUAAAUAAUUAUGAUUUUAAGGUUGAUAGAAACUUGAGUAAAUGUGAGUUAUUAGAGAUAAUUGAAAAAAAUAAACCUCCGGAAAGGUUCCUAGUUGAUGAUCUUUUCAAUAAAAGAGGCCACAUAGUACUCCGACUACCCCCUUUCAACCAAGAUCUAAAUCCUAUUGUGUAUAUCUGGGACUUGGUAAAAAAGAGGUUUAAAGAAAAGCUAGCCAAUUCCACAGAGAGCCAAGUGGAACAAUGUAUACAUUCAGCUUUAAAUUCUGUCACUGAAGAUGAAUGGAGGAACGAAAUUAAUGAAGUGAAAAGAUUAGAAGAAGCACAUUGGGUAAGAGAUGUGACUCAAGAAGAAGACUUUGACAAUUUUAUUUUAGGAUUAAGCCCAGAAUCAGAUGUGGAAAAUAACAGUGAAAAUGAAAAUGGUUCUAUGUUAAGUGAUAGCUCAUGGAAGUCUGACACUUCAGAUGAGGGUGAUGAAUAUGAAGAAGACACAGAGACUAAUUCUGUGGAGCCCAGUAGUAGUCAUAAUAUUACUAAAAAAAAGAAAUUAAAUUGAUAUGUACACAUUA
This is a messenger RNA of Leptidea sinapis, 1880 nucleotides long. RefSeq lists its product as uncharacterized. NCBI's taxonomy places the organism in Eukaryota, Metazoa, Arthropoda, Insecta, Lepidoptera, Pieridae. The coding region runs from base 437 to 1867 and encodes 476 amino acids. The record is from RefSeq and is a predicted model, not a curated record. The transcript has 2 exons. Gene Ontology annotation, molecular function: nucleic acid binding.